Carassius carassius (crucian carp) is the source of this 1006-nucleotide messenger RNA. Its product is annotated as coiled-coil domain-containing protein 124-like. Gene Ontology annotation, cellular component: nucleus. Gene Ontology annotation, molecular function: transcription coactivator activity. The transcript is spliced from 5 exons. The record is from RefSeq and is a predicted model, not a curated record. Gene Ontology annotation, biological process: transcription by RNA polymerase II. NCBI's taxonomy places the organism in Eukaryota, Metazoa, Chordata, Actinopteri, Cypriniformes, Cyprinidae. The coding region runs from base 72 to 803 and encodes 243 amino acids.
CUGUUUACCGCGUGCACGGACCUAUACUUGCACGAUGACCGUCGAGCCUCCAGGUGGUGCUAAAAGAAACCAUGCAACUGCGUCGCGGCAGCUUGAGAAGAAGAGAGAACAACACCCCAGCAGGCUGGCACAGGAAAAGGGAAGUCCCAGGAAUGCCGAAGAAAUUCCAGGGUGAGAAUUCCAAAUCGGCCACGGCGAAGGCCCGGAAGGCUGAGGCCAAAGCAGUCGCUGAUGCACUCAAACAGAAGGAGCUGGAGGACGCGCUCUGGCAAGAUGAUAACAAACAUGUCAUGAAGAAAGAGCAGAGGAGGGAUGAUAAGGAGAGAAAGCGUUUGGAGGCUCUGGAGAGGAAGAGAGAAAAGCAAAGGCUCUUAGAGGAAGAAGAUGCCAUGAUAAAGGGUAAACAGACAAAAGAAGCCCCCAGUAAAGUGACUCGAGCCCAGAUAGAGGAGACCCUACAAAGUGGGCAAAAUGUUAAGGAAACCAAGGAAAAAGAGAAAAGCCACUUGGAGAUGCCGCUUGAGGAGAAUGUCAAUCAGAUAGUUCCAGAAGAAGGCACGGUUGAGGCCCGAACCAUUGAAGAUGCCAUCGCAGUUCUCAGCACUAAGGAAGACCUGGAUCGACACCCUGAGCGUCGUAUGAAAGCUGCCUAUGCUGCAUUUGAAGAAGCAAACAUGGCGCGCCUUAAAAUGGAGAACCCCAAUAUGCGUCUUUCCCAGCUAAAACAACAGCUCAAGAAGGAGUGGACAAAGUCUCCAGAAAACCCCCUCAACCAGCGAGUGGCUGCCUACAACUCCAAGUGAACCAUCACAAUGGCACUUAAUGACUGACCCUCGGUGCAGAUCCUAACAAAUACAAAAAUGCACCACGAAUAAAAUUGGACACAAAAUUAACAAAUGAACUGCUGAUCUAUUCACACCCCUCACCAUACAUGAACUCACAGACAAACUUGAAUUAUUUAACUAAUUAUUCAAUAAAUAUCUGAUGAUUUAUGAACAGCAUACAA